AUGCUGUCUGUCUCGCUGGCCCCGGACCGCUACGUCACGGCGGCAUCUGGUGGGCGCACGCCCACGCUCCUCAAAUCCGGCGCGCAGACCGUCAGCAGUUUUGCUGACGAGUCAUGGCAAACCUGCGACCGGUUUACUGGCUGGCUCGUGCUCGUGCAGCUGGGGUUAACCAUUGUGGGACUCAUGCUGGCCACACUUCUCUUCUUUCAUGACAGCGGUGCGGAUCAUAUCGGGGCCGGCUUUCCCGAUUGCUUUGCGGGAUGGGGCCUUUGGAUACAGCACCACGACUCGCUGCUCUCGUCAUACGAGCUCAACACGCUGCUUGCUCCCUUCUCGCUCUUCAUAUUCGUGCUGCUCAUCUUCCGCACGCUCUAUGCCCCUCAUCGCGCCGAAUGCGCCUCACGACAUCUCCACCGCUGGCACGAGCCGGAGCCGGAGCACGACCUCGUGCAAGCGCUGCGCCUCUCGUGCGUGGAGGGCGCCCUCACCGUGGCGCUCGCGCUGGUGAUGCAGGUGCAGGCUUGCGUCUGCAUCACCGCCGCUCACGCCGUCUCCACCACGCGCAAGCGGAUCUUCCCUGCCGAUUCCGAGAUUGUCGUGCACGCCGUCGAGGGGGCAACACGCCGGCUCAAGUACGGCUGGCGACAGCACGCCACCUCGGACGGCCGUGUCUUCUUCUCGCAUACGAAGUCUGGGCGCGUGCAGUGGGACCCGCCGGCGGAGUUGGACCUCGCCGCGCUGGAUACCGCCGCGGGCGUCGCCGUGGGCCUGAAGGGGUCUACGAGUCUUCAACUGCACACUAAGGCCUUUGUCCACGUCUCGAACGACAAGACCCACGACUCUUACGCCGCGCAGACCUUCAUCAACAAGACGAUUGACUACCUCGAGGAGCAGUAUGGCGAGGUGCAUGGCGAGGGGGGCGCCUACGUUGCGGGCCACUGGGUGCCGCUCGAGCUUUGCAAGGAGAAGUUCAACAUCGCGGGAGGCUCGAACGAGAAGACGCCGGCGGGCCCGUGCCCCCGGUCUAUCACGCGCCACUCGUCAGCCAAGCCGGACGGCAGCUACGAUGUUGCCAUUAUCGGAUCCGGGUGCAUCGGCGCCGCCGUGGCGCGCGAGCUCUCCAAGACGACGGCCUCUGUCGUGAUGCUGGAGGCGGCGGACGACGUGUGCCAGGGAGCGACCAAGGGCAACUCGGGCAUCGUUCACGCGGGCUUCGAUGACAAGCCCGGCUCGGUGCGCGCCGCGCUGUGCUGGAAGGGGAAUCAGCUCUUCCCGCAGCUCGACUCGGAGCUCCACUUUGGCUACCAACUUACCGGCUCGCUGCUGCUCGCGCGCGGCGCCGAGAACGGCGUCAAGAACCUGCGCAUUGUCGGCGAAGAGGAGCUCCGCCGCAUGGAGCCCCGCCUCGCUCCCGGCGCCACCGCGGCGCUGCACUCGCCUGACGCGGGCACACUCAUCCCUUACGAGUACACGAUCGCGCUGGCGGAGAACGCGGCCGACAACGGCGUCGAGGUGCGCACGCGGCGCGAGGUGCGCGGCAUCGCAAAGGACAAGGCGGCCGGCCUCUUCGACAUCCAGAUGGAGCACUGGGAGCCAAAGGAGUUCGUCGAGGCGACGGGCGGCGGCCCGCUCUCGGCGCUGCGCAAGGCGCUCUCGGCGGCGGCGCCGGCGCUCGGCCGCUACUUUGGCGGCGAGAACGAGGCGGGCCCGUGGAAGGACUACCCGCAGCUUGUCAAGGGCGAGCAGGCGGUCGACGUCGAGGCGAUGAAGGUGGGAGGCUCCGGCUCGCGCCGCGCGAUGGGCGGCGUGACUGUCGCGAGGGAGACGGUGCGCGCCAAGUACGUCGUCAACUGCGCGGGCGGCGCGUCCGACAAGGUCGCUCGGCUGGUCGGCGACGAGUCGUUCCAGAUCAAGCCGCGGCUGGGCGAGUACGUCCUGCUCAAGAAGUCGCAGGGGGACGCCUGCAACCACAUCCUCUUCCCCCUCGUGCCCGACUUUGAGACGGACGACGCCUUCCACUCCUUCUCUGGCGCGCGUGCAAAGUCGAGCCGCGGCGACUGGAUCAUCGAGCGGUGCGCCACCGAGCCCGACCUGAUCCACGCGGCCGGCAUCGACUCGCCCGGCAUUGCCGGCUCUCCCGCGAUCGCGCUCGAGGUCGUCCGGCUGCUCGGCGAGGCCGGGCUCGACGCGCCCGCCGACCCAGCCUUCAACCCGAGCCGGGCGGCGGUGGUCGUGCCCAAGCGCGGGGACGAGGGCCUCGUCUACACUCCCGACGACAAGGAGAGCCUCAACGCGCUCGGCGUCUCGGCCGCCGAGAACGUCGUGUGCAAGUGCGAGAAGGUGACCGAGGCGGAGGCGAUCCGCAAGCGGACGCGCGCGGGCAUGGGCGGCUGCCAGGGCAAGCCGUGGAACUACGGCUGCGAGUGCCGCGUCGCGCAGAUCAUCGCGCGCGAGACGGAGGGCCUCCCGGUGGCCGAGGUUGGGCGGCGGCCGUGGUCGGCGACAUCGCAGUUCCCGCGCCGCUGGCUGUCGGACGGCGACAAGGAGAACCUCAAGGCGUGGUCGCAGCCGCCGCCCGCGGAGGCGGACGAGACGGCGCGCAAGCUGGAGGAGGCGCUCCCCCUCGAGGUGUCGCCCGUCGAGGCGGCGGAGGCCGAGGCGGAGUAGGCGCCAAGCCGCAAGCAGCGCCCACGCAGCGCCCCCAGCUCCUCGUGGCGGGGGCCCGAGCUCGAGAUAUGAUCCGAUCUUCUCGCGCAGUACUCCAUGCGGCGUCGGGCAGUGCCCCCGGCUGUCUGCGCGCCCUGGCCGAGCGGC
Emiliania huxleyi CCMP1516 is the source of this 2814-nucleotide messenger RNA. RefSeq lists its product as hypothetical. The transcript is spliced from 14 exons. Lineage: Eukaryota; Haptophyta; Isochrysidales; Noelaerhabdaceae. The coding region runs from base 1 to 2667 and encodes 888 amino acids. Gene Ontology annotation, molecular function: protein binding; oxidoreductase activity. The record is from RefSeq and is a predicted model, not a curated record.